GUUAUUUACCAGUAGCAGCAAAUGAUAUAAAAUUCAGUUUGUUAUACGACCAUAGGCAGUUUACAGUAGGGAAAUUUGGAGUCAUGUUUGAGCUGUGCAGCCUGCAGCUCUUUUAAAGGCAGACAGUCCAGCAGCAGGUGAGGCUGUCUGUGUGACACAGGUAGGAAAUGCAAAUGAGAUCAGUUAGAGCUGAUCUUCACAUUCUCUCUGUAUCGCUCACUUUCAAUCUUCAAAACCAUUUGCAUCCAAGGACUGAAAAAAAGACAUUUCCUCAUGACUUGAGCUGCGAGACUUGACCCCAAAUCAUGACAAUGAUACACUACUUCUAUUGUCUGAAUAGUGAACAUUUGAAUGAUGCUCGACCUUCUUUGGAAAACUGAAGAACCUACACAGUGGACCUCCAGCUCCACCCAGGAGGACAGAUAACAAUGCAGAGUUUGCGUGGCCACAGGAUGAAUUUGAUGAUGAGGAAGGUGACAUGUAUGAAGUGCCUCCCUGUGAGCGUCCGGCUGUGAAAGUCCCACAGAGACAAGUGGAGGAAAACGUUUAUCUGGAGAGGACGUCCAAUCCUUCUCCUCCACAGAGGCAGGCUGCUCCUCCACCACCCAGACCAGUCAAUCCCUUGAAACCUCAACCACGUUCUGAGGAUUUCUUCCAUGAUCCCAAAACUAAGAAACCACCUGAGAUAGACAGAAGUGAGAAGCCUGGGAGACAGCUGAUGCCUCCUCCACCGGUCCCCUCUGCUCCAGCUCCAGUCCCUGCAUCCAACACUGAGGAAGAUGUGUAUCUGGAUCCAAAUGAAGAACAGGAAGAUAAUGACGACCUGUAUUUAGAGCCUACAGCUGCUUGCCCUCCUCCCUCUCGUGGGCCAAUAAGGAUGUCUCCAUCUCCCAAGACAGCCCUUGUACCCUCUCCCAUUUCCGUGAAGAAGCCUCCGGUUCCCAGAGCUCAGUCUAAUUCAUUCUUGCCCUCCUUAAAUGAGCUAAAAAUGGCUCCGUCAGCUGAAGUAAGACGUACCACAUUUCCUACCAAACCCCCUCCACCAACCCCCAGUUUUAAGCCCCCUCUGCCAGCAAACCUGAAGGAAGCCAAACCCAGCCCUCUGAAUCCUCCUAUGGCAGACACUAAGCCUGUGGCCUCCUCUGGUGGUGUGAGGGCAACCAAACAAUCUGGGAACGAGGACAAAGAAUGGUUUGCUGGAGACUGCAACAGAAAGGCAGCUGAGGAUCUCUUACUGAGGGUCAACAAGGACGGUGCCUUUCUCAUCCGACACAGCUCAGCCCAAAGCACCCGACAGCCAUACACCCUCGCUGUGCUCUACCAGCAGAAGGUGUACAACAUUCCUAUCCGCUUCCUGGGGGACACACAAGGUUACGCCCUUGGAAAAGAGGGCAAGAAGAAUGAAGAGAUUUUUGGCACCCUCAACGGGAUGAUUUCUCACCACAAGAAUAACCAGCUGCUUUUGAUAGACAGCAAGAGCCAGGCCAAGCACACGGCGUAUUUAACCCACCCUGCACGGCCUUAAACCGCACGACUAGGAGCUUCUCUCACACUGUAUUCAUGUGGGUUAUUUGAGGAUAACUGCACAGUUUGAAAGUUUACUGUGUGUCACAAAAGUGUAACUACAACUCAGAAAUGAAAUCAGUCAUACAGCUAAAAGCACUGUUUCUUUAUUCUGUUUAUAGAUUGAUAUAGACAAUCCAAAAUUUUAAUGCACUGAAAUAUUAGCAGAGAUUACGUAAAUGUCACCAACAGUUGCUCCAACGGUUUAACUCGGCUGACAACAGCAUAAACUUAAAGUUUGACAAAGUGAUUUUCCUGCUCUGUCAUCAUUUCAGCAACGACUGCACAAGGUUAACUGCUCUCUACUGAAAAGGAAAAUGUGUCACUGUAUUACUGUAACAGUCAUUUAGCCUGGAUGUUUCUGCCUUUGGAUGAAGAAGUGAUGAUGUUGCUAUCAGUUGACUGUAUCGCUGACUCUUAAUCAUACAAACUGUGUAUUUCUGCUGUUAAAAGAUAUGAAACCACACCACAAAAGCCUUCCAGUGUGCAGCAAUCUUCAUCACUUUGUGCCUUCUGCUCGUUUUCAUUAUCAUUAUGAAGUCAUGUGUGAUGAACUGUUGAGAUAUGUUAAAAUGUUUCUAUGAAUUAGUCAUUUUAGUCACAAGUACAGGUUUGGGGUGUAUUUUUCUUUCGAAGUUUAGUUUAGUUUGAUUAAUUUGAUUUUAAAUAUACAUUGUGUGUUACAGGCGUCCUUGUCAGUGCGAUAUUGUAGAUAUUGUGCAAUAUAAAGUCAAAAUGUUCCUGCUUUAUAUUAUUUAAUUGUAUUUGUUUUACAACAGUUCCCUAUAUUUCCUGUUGUUGAUCAGUAACCAUCAGUUAACCGGAACCACGGCAUUUAUUUGACUUCCUGUGGUGUGUGUGGUUUAGAUCAGGGACACUCAAGUUGCCUGGGAACCACUUUUGCAAAAUUACAGGAGGCCAGGGGCGAUUUAAUAAACAAACAUGAAAAAUUAGUAUAGAAAUGAACAGCCUGGACCUCUGUCUGUGAGAUCCUCCCCUGCCACCAUUUUUACAUUUUACAUUAUUAUUACAUUUAAAGUACAAAAAAAAAAGUGUAAAUCAAUUUAUUUUCAUUUUGAAUUAGAAAAUGGUUGGCAGGCCAUCUGGCACCCUGUCGCGGGCCAAAUUUGGCCCUGAGGCCGUAAGUUAAGUAUCGCUGAUUUAGAGGAUUUAGUACAUUGUGAAUGGUCGAUGCUUGUUGAAGUCCUUUGAGUAUAUUCAAACCUCCUCUGUUGUCAAGCCUCGACUUGUGGUGGAUCUUCAUCAGUGAGUUGAGAGUUUGAGGCUAUAAUUGAGACACAGAGCUGUGUGUGUGUGUGUGUGUGUGUGUGUGUGUGUGUAUGUGUGUGCGAACUGCCUCUCAGUGACCCCUGACCAGAUGCUGCUGGUUACACUUGCUUCCUGUCAAAGUGAAACCACCUUCUAGUGCCCAAUCUACCAAUCCUGAGCCUGAUAGUUUUUCCUUAUCUGCCUUGAAGGUCCAAGGACAGAGAGAUGUUGUACGCUGUAAAGCCCUCUGAGG
Epinephelus moara (kelp grouper) is the source of this 3085-nucleotide messenger RNA. Its product is annotated as B-cell linker protein. Bases 479 to 1525 code for a protein of 348 amino acids. The record is from RefSeq and is a predicted model, not a curated record. The transcript has 20 exons. Gene Ontology annotation, biological process: intracellular signal transduction; cell surface receptor protein tyrosine kinase signaling pathway. NCBI's taxonomy places the organism in Eukaryota, Metazoa, Chordata, Actinopteri, Perciformes, Serranidae.